Messenger RNA from Humulus lupulus (European hop), 3578 nucleotides. RefSeq lists its product as uncharacterized. The transcript has 3 exons. Bases 450 to 3296 code for a protein of 948 amino acids. The record is from RefSeq and is a predicted model, not a curated record. NCBI's taxonomy places the organism in Eukaryota, Viridiplantae, Streptophyta, Magnoliopsida, Rosales, Cannabaceae.
CAGAAAGGAAAACUAGUUUUUUUUUUUUUUUUCCAUGGUUGCUGAUUUUCCGGGUCCUGAGAAAGUGUGAGAAAAUUUUCGCGCGCUAGAGGGAAAAUCCAGGAGAAGACGACGAGGAGUCCACUACUCACAGCCACUCUGAUCUUUGGCUCAGACGAAGUGUUUCUUUUUCUCUUUCUUGGAAGAGCGACAAUUCUUUUCUUUGCUUAUAAUCUACGUUGGUUUCGAGUGGAUUUUUAAUUUUGCUUGUUUUCUUUACUAAGAAAUCAAAUCAUUUUGGGGGAGUUGAUACGUUUCGGAUCUGUAUCGGUUGAUAAGGGUCGCAAAACUUUCAGCGAGAAUUCUUGUCUCACAAUGCCCUGGGAGCUAAUAUGUGCUCGUGAAGGAUUAAAGCUACGGUACAAUCUAGUUUCAACUCAGCUGAUACUCUUUUAGAUCCCGUUGCUGAUAUGGGAGUUAGCAUUGAGCUGAAAAGCAGUUCUAAACUUCCGAAUAUUACAAAGCCAGCGCAGGAGAGGGUGUUCUUACCCCCUUUAAAUAGAAUUCCAAAGUCUGAAGGCAGGUUGAAAGCAAAAAAUCAUGUUGAUUCAACACGCAGUAAUAUGCGUUGGGAAUUAGCAAGAGAUACAGCAAAAUCUUCCGGGAGUCAGUAUAGCCAAAGGAACAAGGGGAAGUUAGUUGGAGAUGGUGAGCUUGUCAAGCAUAUGUCGAACUUGCCAGUUUAUCUCCAGCGUGUUGAGAAGGGAGAAAACUACCCAGAAAAGGUUUUGAAUGUUGGAGUUCUUGAUUGGACUCGGCUAGAACAAUGGAAGCAUGGAAAUAGUAAUGUCUUAGAAAAAGGCAGUACUAGUACAUCAUGCAGUAGCAGUUAUUUGACACAGAAAAGGAACAUUGGAUCAUCUAGGUCUUCUAGCUUAGUUCAUGCCGAGAGACUCUCCGAGCAACAUCCUUCACUUUGUUCUAGUCUUGUCUCGUCUCAUGAGGAUGGCCCGUCUCAAGAUGUCAAAAUCCUUGUCCGGAAUACUGCACGCUUCCAGGACCUUGAAACUUCAUCAAAGAACACCAUUGCUGCGCGGAAAAAUGUUUCACAAAGCUUUAAGUCAUUUGAAAGACAUCACUCAAGUGCAAUGGUUGAAAGAGAGAAGAUAAAAGAUGAAGACUGGAAGAACACACCAGACAUUGGACGAGGGUCAGGCAAAUAUAAAAGUUUUGGGACCUCACACCAUCCCAAGGAAAGUUUAAGCUCCUGGGAGGGUAGAUCUAAGAAGACCAUUGAUUUGUCACACGAAUCAGAUAGCUUGAGAACAAAUACAGAUAAGAAAUCUGUUUCAGAAAUUGAAGCUAUGUCAACUAAAUUGGGAAGUUAUGAUGUCUCAGCUAAGUCCAAGGAAAGUAAGAGUUCUGGCAGUUUGGGAACCAAAAUCAGGGCACAGGGUCUGCAACAGGUUGAUACUGAUAAAGUUAAUCAGCGUGUUUCUGAGAAAGGAAAUAGUAUUGUUCUUCUGCUACCUAAAGAGUCACCCCAAAAAGGAUAUCGAGAAGUAUUCCAGCUCUCACAGCGUAGAAAGUCUUUUGAUCAAAAUUUGACUGGAUUAAGUAAGAAUAGUUUAUCAGAAGAUUCUGUUUCUACCAACAAGAUAAACUCUUCAAAACUUUUUCCUGAUAUUCCACACUCGUGCCCACUAGCUUCUUCUGUUGAAACAAACACCAUCUCGGACAGGAUUCGAAACGGUAUGACUAGUGACUACAGUGCAGAGCUUUCAUCUGCCGUAUCUCACACCCUCUCAUGCCCAGAAAAGACAGAAGAUCUUCAUUAUAAGGAUAAAUAUGUAACUAAGAAUCAGUCAGAUGUGAGGGCUACAAAUUCAAGUGCUCUGGAUCGGGAUCCAAUUGCAACUUUAAAUCAAGAAGCUAGUGAGCUGACGGCUAGCAACAGUAGAAACCCAUCUCCUCAUCGUCGAUUUAGCUUCAGCUUAGGUCGGAUGGGAAGAAGCUUAAGUUUUAAGGAAGGCUCAACAGCUUCAAGUCCACAGUUGAGUUCUAAGCAUGUGACUGUCAAGUCUGGUCCGUUGACUGCUAAUGCAUCUGAUUGUGGGGAUAAUCCAAAUAAAGAUAAAGUAAAAGGUCAUAACAGAGCCAGGUCCAGCCCUUUAAGAAGGUUACUAGACCCAUUACUGAAGCACAGAGAAGAAAAUCCACCCCAUCCUUCUGAAUCUGGUUUACUGCCAAAAGGGAGCUUUAGUUCUUUUAGCGGGCCCGUUUACUCAUUUCCAAAUGAGAAGGUUGAGGAAUGUCAGGUUCAGGCUCUUUUGCAGCUGAUAAUCAAUAAUGGGAUUCCUUUGUUCAGGUUUGUGGUCAACAACAACAGCAACAUUCUUGCUGCAACAAUAAAAAAUCGCACAUCUAGCAAGGAUGACUCAGGCAGUAACUUCACAUUUUAUAUGGUUAAUGAAAUUAAGAAGAAAAGUGGUGGAUGGAUAAGCCAAGGAAGUAAAAUGAAAUAUGUUUACAAUGUUGUUGGUCAGAUGAAGGUUUCCACAUCUGAUUUCUCUUGUACGAGUGAACCGGACAACGAUGAGUACAUGUUGAGAGAGUCUGUUCUAUUUGGUGUUGAACGAAAACAGGUAGAUCAAGGAUCACCUAAGUUCAUACCAAAUAGGGAGCUUGCUGCAGCUGUCGUCAAGGUCUCCAGAAAACAUAUUAGCCAUGAACAUCAGACUGACAAAGAAUCAAUGGAGAAGGGCUGUGAUAAGUGUUCCCCUCAGAACCAAUCCUCUUUGAAAGUAGGAGAAAAUGAACACCUGAACCAUGUUACAGUAAUACUGCCAGGUGGUGUUCAUAGCAUGCCAAACAAAGGAGAACCAUCACCACUGGUUCAUCGAUGGAAAUCUGGUGGGUCGUGUGAUUGUGGAGGUUGGGAUGUUGGUUGCAAACUCCAAGUUCUCUCUGAUGAAAAAAACUCUCCCAAGGGUCUAUUCUCAGAUUGCCUUGAACUACAUGUAGAGGGAGGAGGGCAACAACAAAAUAGUCCAACUCUCAGUUUGAUGCCUUCCAAAGAUGGAAUCUACUCAGUUGAAUACAAUACAUCAAUCACUCGCUUACAGGCAUUCUUCAUUUGUGUAGCAGUUUUGUGCAGUCAAAAAGUGCCUGAUCUGUCAACAGUAACUACCGUCCCUGAACUUUCGAAGGUCUUUGAUCAGUCAGAUAUGAGUGAUAAAAAUGGAUACCAAGUGAAAUUGCCAUUGCCAACAAAAUAUGCUCCGACACCACCACUCUCUCCUGUUGGGAGGGUUUAGUUUCUUUGCGAGAAAGAUUGCCCUGUUCGCCAUGUCGGGUCGUCAACGGUCUUCCAAUGCAUGUUAGAGUGGGAUAAACUACGUCGUACAUGUAUCAUGGUCAACCUCAAAGGUCGUUGUAUGUACGGACAUGGUUGGGAUGUUUGUGGAAUAUAUCUUAUAACCAAAGUACCUUUUGUGUAUGACCAUAGUAAUUGUCAGUUGGUUGUACUGCAGAGCAGUUGUAUUGUGUAAAGGAAAUAAACUCGUCUACUAUAUACAACUCGUAAAAUUUGAUCUCCA